AUGCCCCAAAACGAAGAGGACCAAUAUCAUGACUUGAUAUUGGAGUUAACCUACCUCAAUGAAGAGCCCGAUUCUGUCGGGAAUAUUGAUGGGCUCGCUGGCGUCCAGCAGGAGUAUGAGGACUUGGUAAACGAGGAUAUUCACCUUGUAGAGCCUUCUUCCAUCGCAGAGCCGCCUCUCCCUCUCCCCGACAAAUCGCCCGGGCCCCCCGUUGUUGGAUCAUCAGUGUCCACGUCUCUCCUGGGCCGAUUUUCACGCGUCCACUGUCAACCCCCAAGCCCCUCCAUCUCCCCCAGCGAACUGUCAUCCGCGCCCGAACAACUACCGGCGCGCACCACGUCUUCAGACCGUAUCACGCGCAACGCAGCCCCUUCUGAUUCCCACCUCCCGCACACAACCCUACUUCUGGGAAAGCGCUCUCGUACGUCCUCGCAUGCCGAAGACAACGGCAGGCGACAGAAGGCGCGGAGGCGCGAUGACCAAAGUGAUUCGGACUCGGAUUGGGAGCCACGCGCGGUCGCUCGCCGUACCCGCUCUACGACGCGUAUUACCUCAAGACGCGGCAGUGCACCUCGUACUUCCACGACGCGCCCCACGCCCCGCAGUCGGCCACAGGGUACUACUAAGGGUCGUCAGCCAGCGGUCCGAGGUGGCGCACACGGCGGCAGCGCACCUACUAAGUCGGUAACAGGCAGUACUCUGCAUGAUAAACGACACGGCAGAACCUCCGCGAGCGACUUCACAUCCAAGAGACCACUUGGUCGCCAUUCACUCUCAGAUGGCAGCCAUGGCCUAAGUGCCUCGGCUGCACAUGCGCAACUCAUUUCCUCUCGGAAAUCGUCCGCGGAGGUAGACUCGGACGAGACGAUGUCUUCACUCAGUGACAUCUCGAGUUCGACCCUUCCCACUCCACCUCCCAUGGAGCUCCAAUAUCCAGUCACCGAUAUCGAGAAGCACGACACGACUUACUUCGACCUUCUCAAGGAGCGAACGAGCAAGAUCAAAGCUCGGCAUCUCAUAAAGCAUGGCGCCUCAUCCGAUCCUCGUGCACCCCGACGCGCGCUCCCCACAACCGUGCCACCAUCUCAUGGCAGACACCAUACCGUGAAUACCGAACUCGAGGGUGAUACCGAAGGCACCACAGACUCGGACGGCGUUGAUGGAGAUUACGAAGAGGAUAUCGACUCUUCUGCUCCUCCUACUCGGCGGCCGCUACCACCGCGACGAAAGGGGCAGACGACCAGCAUGAAGCACAAGCGCAUGCCCCGCACGGGAAAGAAGACGACCUCCCGCCGAAGGUCUGCGAAGAGCGCCACCGCCGAACGGCACACCUACUUCAGGCCCGACGGAAAGGAGUACGAGUACACCCGCGGCUGGUCCGACGCUCGACGUAAGAUGCUCAAAUACGUACACGGACCGUUGUGGUGUCUCUUCUGCCAGGAAACGGCGCCGGCGCCGGAGGGCAAUUGGUCGCAGUUUUCGCGCGUGAGGGACUCACCGAAGCGGCAUCUCGAGACUUGCCCGUCCUUCAAGAACAGCAGAUGGUACAAGAGGAAGGCGCAGAAGGGUAUUCGCCACGAACAUGUCGUGAAGGCUGCCCUCGAUGAGCGGAAGGCCGCGGGCUCGAUUAUCCGAUGCCCCAACGACGUCAUACAGCAAACCCGGUUGGCGAAGUAUCAUUUCACGCAUGGGGAGGUUCUCCACGAGCUUUGGCGACUGUCUACAGUGUUCAAGGAUGUUGACUGUGACUGCUGCGACCUUCCACUCUACUCCGAGUUCUGCCAGGAGCUCUAG
This is a messenger RNA of Trametes versicolor FP-101664 SS1, 1794 nucleotides long. RefSeq lists its product as uncharacterized. The coding region runs from base 1 to 1794 and encodes 597 amino acids. The transcript is spliced from 3 exons. Lineage: Eukaryota; Fungi; Basidiomycota; Agaricomycetes; Polyporales; Polyporaceae. The record is from RefSeq and is a predicted model, not a curated record.